Molecule: messenger RNA, 1320 nt
Organism: Tarenaya hassleriana
Lineage: Eukaryota; Viridiplantae; Streptophyta; Magnoliopsida; Brassicales; Cleomaceae
Product: peroxisomal membrane protein 11D-like
Exons: 8
Coding region: 454-1161 (235 amino acids)
Biological process (GO): regulation of peroxisome size; peroxisome fission
Cellular component (GO): peroxisomal membrane
Source: RefSeq, a predicted model, not a curated record
UGCACGCGACUUUCCAUUCACACCAUCGUGGGGUCUAAUCAGGUACAUGAGGGACAUGGAGGUAGAUCCAAAAAGUCAACAUGAUCAACGGCUGAAAAGAAGCGAUCGGGAGAAUAGGUCGUUGACUAGUUUUGUUUGUUUUCCGGGAAAGAAGAUGACCGAACACGCCCUUAUCAGAGUCCUAUCUCCGAUGGCACAAGCGAAGAAGAAAAAGACAGAGUAGCUGCUGAUGUUCCAAAAAACAGAGGCGCUAAAUCCCGAUUCUCUUUACCUUUUUUUCUUCUCUAAAAAAAUCAUCCAUUUUUACGUACGGGUUUUUGUAUUUGAAGGCUGAAUCGCUUUCAAAUACAUAAUCUUUCUGGUCGUAGUUGAGAGCCUUCGAUCAUCGCGGAAGGUAUAUUGAAUUUCGGAAGUCUGUGUCGUUUCCUCCUUUGCAGCUUCAUCUGGGAGAACAUGACUACAUUAGACGUCACCAGAGCAGAGCUUGCACUUAUAGUUCUGUAUCUGAACAAAGCCGAGGCGAGGGAUAAGCUAUGCAGGGCUAUUCAGUAUGGUUCCAAGUUCUUGAGCGGUGGACAGCCCGGCACUGCCAAAAACGUCGACAAAUCCACCAGUUUGGCCCGGAAAGUUUUCCGUCUUUUCAAGUUUGUGAAUGAUUUGCACGCUCUUAUUAGCCCCAUGCCAAAAGGGACUCCUCUCCCGCUUGUUUUGCUCGGGAAGUCCAAGAAUGCCCUGCUUUCUACCUUCCUGUUCCUCGAUCAAAUUGUAUGGCUUGGAAGAUCAGGAAUAUACAAGAACGAAGAACGAACUGAACUGAUUGGACGUAUAUCACUCUUCUGCUGGAUGGGAUCCUCCGUCUGUACAACCUUGGCUGAGAUCGGUGAGCUUGGAAGGCUCUCUUCAUCUAUGAAGAAGAUCGAAAAGGAACUCAAGGGCAGCGACAAGUAUCAAAAUGAGCAGUAUCGUGCUAAACUCCAGAAAUCAAACGAGAGGACAUUAGCUCUGAUUAAAUCAGGAAUGGACAUUGUUGUAGCGGUUGGUCUGCUUCAGUUGGCUCCAAAGAAGGUCACUCCUCGUGUAACAGGAGCUUUUGGAUUUGUCACCUCCCUCAUUUCGUGUUAUCAGUUGCUACCGCCCCGGCCAAAGUCUAAGACACCCUGAAUGUGAAAGAAGGUUGUGUUUGGUUUCAUAGCGAACUCAGUCUCUGUAUAUGGUAACCUCAGAAAUCUCUGUUGGUCUUUUAGUAAUUUGUUACUGUUACAGCUCGUAAGUAUACACUCUGCAGGAAUCUUCUGCCGAAGAAGAAGCCAUGUUAUUAUC